GAUAAUUUAACACACACAGAUAUAAAGUUGUGUAGGUAUAUAUUAAUACACAAACACAGCUGUAUUAAAACGCCGGCAUUUUAUACAUUUUUAUAAUUUUACAUCAUACAUUGUUAUUUCACUUGGUUUCACUGUAAAAACAAAAUUAAAAAAAACUUGUUGCGUGGACAGUUUGAUUAACCUGAGAUUACUCAAAAUUUGAUUGUUAAAAAAAAAAAAAAAUAACAUACGGUGUUGAAUUAAAAUCGCCAACAAUCAUGGGGGAUGAUAUAAAAUUAUUUAUGUCAAUUGGUUUGAGUGAACAAAAAGCCAAGGAGACAUUAAAAAAUGUUCAGGUUACAAAAAAUCUAAAAUCAGCAAUUACAGCUGCAAAUAAAAAUGAUGGUGAAAUAUCACAAGAAACCGGUAUUCUAUUGUACCACUUGGCAUCAAAAAUAAAACAACAAAUAUUGGAUAAAAUAGAACUCAUUGUUGAUUAUAUUGUUGCAAAAAAAUUGGACAGUACAUUACGUGUUGAUGCAGCAUUAAAUUAUUUGCUAACUAAUGUUAAUAAAACAAUAAAUAUUCAAGAAUUUGAAGAAUCAUGUGGUGUUGGUGUAAUAGUAACACCAGAAGAAAUUGAAAAUGCCAUUGAAAAAUUAAUAAGCAAAAAUAAAAAUGAAAUAAUUGAAAAACGAUACAGAUUUAAUGCUGGACCAUUGAUGCAAGAAGUACGUACAUUACUUAAAUGGGCUGAUGGUAAAGCAAUUAAAAAUGAAGUUGAUUUACAAAUAUUUGAUUUACUUGGUGCUAAAACAGAUGCUGAUCUUGCACCAUUACCAAAAAUAAUAAAAGAAAAAAAACCUAAAAAAGAUGAUAAUAAAAAUAAUGAAAAAUUAAAUGAUAAUAAAGAUGUAACACCAAUAACAAUGAAUGAAUUAAUGAAAUCAGUUAAUUUUCAUAAACCUGGUGAAAAUUAUAAAACUGAGGGUUAUGUUGUUACUGAUAAUACACAUAAAUUACUUGAACAACAUUUAAAAGCAACACGUGGUCUUGUUAGAACAAGAUUUCCACCAGAACCAAAUGGUAUACUUCAUAUUGGACAUGCAAAAGCAAUAAAUAUUAAUUUUGGUUAUGCAUCAGCAAAUGGUGGUUUAUGUUUUCUUCGUUAUGAUGAUACAAAUCCAGAAAAAGAAGAAGAAAAAUUUUUUGUUGGUAUACGUGAUAUGGUUGAAUGGCUUGGUUAUAAACCAUCAAAAAUAACUCAUUCAUCAGAUAAUUUUCAACAAUUAUAUGAAUGGGCUGUGAUGUUAAUUGAAAAAGGUCAUGCAUAUGUUUGUCAUCAAAAAAGUGAAGAAAUGAAAGGUUUUAAUCCACCACCAAGUCCAUGGCGUAAUAGACCAGUUGCUGAGAGUCUUCAAUUAUUUGAAGAUAUGAAAAAUGGUAUGUUAGAUGAGGGUGAAGCAACAUUACGUAUGAAAUUAACACUUGAAGAGGGUAAACAAGAUCCAGUUGCAUAUAGAAUUAAAUAUGCACCACAUCAUCGUACUGGUAAUCAAUGGUGUAUUUAUCCAACUUAUGAUUUUACACAUUGUCUUUGUGAUAGUAUUGAAAAUAUAACACAUUCAUUAUGUACUAAAGAAUUUCAAUCACGUAGAUCAUCAUAUUAUUGGUUGUGUAAUACAUUGGAUUUAUAUUGUCCAGUACAAUGGGAAUAUGGUAGAUUAAAUGUUAGCUAUACAGUUGUAUCAAAAAGAAAAAUUGGUAAAUUAAUUGAAGAACAUAUUGUUGCUGAUUGGGAUGAUCCAAGAUUAUUUACAUUAACAGCAUUACGUAGACGUGGUUUUCCAGCUGAGGCUAUUAAUAAUUUUUGUGCACAAAUGGGUGUUACUGGUGCACAAGCAACAGUUGAUCCAGCUGUACUUGAAGCUGCUGUUAGAGAUGUUCUUAAUAUUAAAGCACCAAGACAUAUGGUUGUUAUUGAUCCACUCAAAGUUACAAUUACAAAUUAUCAAGAUAAUUUAAAAAAUAUUAAUGUUGCUGAUUUUCCAAAUGAAACAACAAAAGGACAACAUACUAUUGCAUUUGAUGAAAUUGUUUAUAUUGAUGCAUCUGAUUUUAAAGAAACUGAAGAAAAAGGAUAUAGACGUUUGACAUUUAAACAACCAGUUGGAUUAAAGUAUGCUGGUGUUGUUUUACAUUUACAAAAAAUUGAAAAAGAUGCUAGUGGUAAAGUAACUGGUUUAGUUGUUAGACAAGAACCAGUUAAUGAUCAAAAUAAACCAAAAGCAUUUAUUCAUUGGGUUGCUAAACCAAAGGUAGCAUCAAUAAGAUUAUAUGACAAAUUAUUUAAACAUAAAAAUCCAGAAGAUAUUAAUGAAGUACCAAAUGGUUAUUUGAGUGAUAUUAAUAUUAAUAGUAAAAAAGAAGUUGUUGGAUAUGUUGAUGCUAGUUUGAUUAAUAUUGCAAAACCAUUUACACAAUUUCAAUUUGAAAGAAUUGGAUUCUUUUCUGUUGAUCCUGAUUCACGUCCAGACAGGCUGGUGUUUAAUCGUACUGUUGGACUCAAGGAAGACUCUGGAAAAGCAUAAUAAUUAGUAAUCAUGAAAAUGUAAUUUUUUUGUGUUGUUUUUUUUUUUUUUU
Molecule: messenger RNA, 2622 nt
Organism: Aphidius gifuensis
Lineage: Eukaryota; Metazoa; Arthropoda; Insecta; Hymenoptera; Braconidae
Gene: GlnRS
Product: probable glutamine--tRNA ligase
Exons: 3
Coding region: 258-2570 (770 amino acids)
Biological process (GO): glutaminyl-tRNA aminoacylation; translation
Cellular component (GO): cytosol; aminoacyl-tRNA synthetase multienzyme complex; cytoplasm
Molecular function (GO): ATP binding; glutamine-tRNA ligase activity
Source: RefSeq, a predicted model, not a curated record